Messenger RNA from Ectocarpus sp. CCAP 1310/34, 1011 nucleotides. The record is from the annotation of a GenBank genome assembly. Lineage: Eukaryota; Phaeophyceae; Ectocarpales; Ectocarpaceae.
AUGGUGGCGGUGGCUGGAGCCAAGCCUCACCCCCCCCGCGACCUCUUCGUGAACGUGGGCUUGGUGGUCGUCUGGGGCGUCACCCAGGAGAUCGUGUUCCCGCGGGACGCCACAGCAGCGACGGUCGUGCCGAGAGGGAGCGGGCAGGGAGAGGCCCGGGGCACGCGCGUUCUGGCCACGGAAGAAAGCAGGCGUACGUUGUCUACUAUACACAAGAUGAUGGUGGAUACUACGAAGCCUACGGCGACUACGAUGACGGAUACUACCACGAUGACGGCUACCACGACGCCGGGUGAUGGUCGACUGCUCGAAGUGCAACCUAUCGGUAGCAUCAAUCUUAGUUUCUUCCAGGAGGAUGAGAAUGGUGAGAAAACGACGAUGUGUGUGAAGCUCACUGACGUGCCUGUAGUAGAGAGCCUGAGCUUCAAUUUGUUUUCAACGUAUGCUGUUUCUCUGAAGCAACAAAUCCUCCACGACGAGCGUGGUGCAACCCUACAACAUGAACAGCUCUUUGCUAGAGAGGAAAAAGCGUCUGCAGCGUAUGCCAUGCGUUUGCCGUACGACCCAUCUGCGACUACAGUAGACUGCUGCUUUGCCCGCAUUUGUGACUGCCCCCGAUUCCGCACCAGCAGUUGGUUCCGCGCGUUCCCCUUCCCAAGAAGGGGGCUCCGCGGAAUCAUUGGUAGAGGCAUCGUGCUCACGGGCAAGCUGGAACCGUGCACGGACUGCAUGAGGGCGAAGGGCAGGCGAGGGUCGGUGCCGCGGGGGCCGGGAGCGCGGGCGUCUAAGCCCCUCGGGCGUGUUCACCUGAACCUGUGUGGACCGCUGGUGCCUUCCCUGGGCGGCAACCUCUACCUGUUCGUCGCCGUGGACAGCGCCUCGCGGUGGAACAAGGUCUACGGUCUCCGGCGGAAGUCCGACGCGCUGGCGGCAAAGAAAAGGCUGUUGGCGGACGUGGGGCGGUACGACCUCGGACGCCUCGAGUGUUUCCUCGUCGACAACGGCACCUAG